UCUGAAUCCGAUGCUUGGACGGUGACCACACGCCUACACCAAGCGCGUGAAAAUCACCUGAAACCCCGUCAAAUGGUGGGGCCGCAGUAUUCUGACACCUCUUUUAAAUCACCACCAACCAAAUCGCGCCACGUCACCAACCCUUGAAAUUCCACUACUUUCCUGCACUCUAAAACCCUGUCUUAGGGUUUCCAUUUUGAUCCUUCUGUACUUCACUUCAACUGCUCACCUGAAAUUUGUUUUCUGUUAACUGAUUUAACACAAUUCAAACAAGGAACUCUAUUAUCUUGAUUUAGCUUCUAUUCAUGGGAUAUUUAGUGGCAGAUUAGCUAAAGAUGUUUCAACUCGUGUUUCGGUUCGUUUUGGCUCUACUGCUGGUGGUGGCGGUGGAGAAAACAACGUCGCAUUUAGCACCUGGACCGCACAUCACGGAUGUUAACAUACUGUUGCCGCCUAAAAUGACAAAUCCGGUGGAGUACCGGCUUCAAGGAAGUGAUGGCUGCUUCAAAUGGUCAUGGGAUCAUCAUGAUAUUCUCUCUGUUCUACCUGAAUAUAAUGCAAGUAACCAUUGCUCAACAAGUGCACGUUUGAGAUCAAUUGCUCCUUAUAGUGGUCGAAAGGAAACUGCAGUUUAUGCCACUGAUGUACAUUCUGGAAUUGUAGUUCGCUGCAAAGUUUUUAUUGACAACUUUUCCAGAAUACAGAUAUUUCAUAAUUCCAUUAAACUUGAUCUAGAUGGCCUUGCUACCCUCCGUGUCCGUGCCUUUGAUACUGAAGAUAAUGUGUUUUCAUCAUUAGUGGGCUUACAAUUCAUAUGGCUGCUGAUGCCUGAAAUUGAUGGAUUGCCUCAUCACCUUGUCCAUGUUCCUUUGGAGGAUUCUCCCUUGACUGACUGUGGUGGACGGUGUGGUGACUUAGAUAUUCAAAUACAGCUUGAGAAUAGUGGUGUAUUUUCAGAUUUGUUUGUAGUGAAGGGAAUUGGAAUUGGCCAUGAGAAUGUUUCUGUACAUUUGAUUGAGCCUGAAUUUAAGCACAUGGCUGAUAGCAUUAUUCUAACUGUAGCAGAAGCCAUGUCACUUGAGCCUCCUUCACCAGUUUUUGUGCUUGUUGGUGCUGCUCUUCACUAUAGUCUUAAAGUUAUCCGUGGAAAUAUACCUCAAGUGGUUACUCUACCAUCUCCACAUCACCGCUGGUCUGUUUCCAACCCUUCAGUUGCUCAGGUGGAUAGUAUGAUGGGUUUAACUCAUGCUUUAAACUUAGGCGAAACAGCUGUCAUUGUUCAAGAUACCAGAGUUGCUGGCCAUAUACAAGUGUCCUCACUCAAUGUGGUCGUACCUGACACUUUACGUUUGUACAUUUUGCCUUUGUCUAUUUCUGGUGAUCUCAUGGAAGAAGCAAAAGCCAUCCCGUCUGUGGCACGUUGGUAUGUUAUUUCUGGCCGCCAAUAUCUUAUUCAGUUGAAAGUUUUUUCUCCGGGACCUGGUGCACAAGAAAUCUAUAUUACACAGAUUGAUGAUGUUAAACUGUUUGACAAUGAGUCUGAAUACUGGAAAACUUUCUUGGUGUCGGAUGAUAUUGUGCUGAAACAUGGUUUGAGAAAUUCUAGAAUCCUGGAAGCAACUUCACAGGGACUGGAAAAAUUGAUUGCUUCUUUAACAUAUUUUAGUAGGCAUCAGGAUACAAAAGAGGUCCUGAAGGUUGUGCAAGAAAUAAUGGUAUGUGAUGAAGUUAAGUUUAGUGUGGAUAGUGCAGAUGGCAUGUCUCAGAGUAUUCUCCUUCCAUGGGCCCCUGGUGUUUAUCAAGAAGUGAAGCUAAAAGCUAUUGGAGGUUGAGCAAAGACAUCCAGUGACUACAAAUGGUUUUCUUCAGACAUGGCUACUAUAUCCGUAUCUGCUUCUGGAGUUGUCCAGGCAAAGAAGCCUGGAAAAGCUACUGUCAAAGUGGUGUCUAUUUUUGAUUCUUUCAAUUAUGAUGAGGUCAUUAUUGAUGUUUCUAUUCCAUCAUCUAUGGUUAUGCUGCAAAACUUCCCUGUUGAGACUGUUGUAGGAUCACAUCUUCAAGCUGCUGUAACAAUGAAAGCAUCAAAUGGUGCCUAUUUUUAUAAGUGUGAUGCUUUUAGUUCUUUAAUAAAUUGGAAAGCUGGAAGCGAGUCUUUCAUUGUUGUCAAUGCAACAGAGAGGACACAUUUCUUGGAGAAGCUAGAGACUGUUGGACAUCGUACAUCUGUUCAUGGUCCUCCAUGUUCUUGGACCUAUUUAUAUGCUUCUGGUUCAGGCCGGACUAUGUUGCAUGCAACGCUUACAAAAGAGUAUCAGCAUUAUGAUCAUUCUUUUCAUGGACCGAUUGUUUUAAAAGCAUCUUCACGUAUUGCCGCAUAUCCACCACUUAUUGUGCAACAGGUGGGGGAUGGAAGCCAAUUUGGUGGCUAUUGGUUCAAUCAGGGUCAAACAGAUACCAAUAAUCAACUGGAAAAUUUGAGUAAGUUAUAUCUUGUCCCUGGAACAAGGAUAGAUGUUUUGCUUGUUGGAGGACCAGAACGGUGGGAUGAAGGUAUUGAAUUCGAUGACACUUUUGAGAUCCUGGAUGACAAGUAUGGCCAAACUAAAGAUGACAUACAUGUGCACAUCAUUUCUGGUAGCAAGGGGAGUUUAUAUGGAGUUUUAUGCCAAACUGUGGGAACCUUUAAACUGGUUUUUAAACGUGGGAAUUUGGUUGGAGACGACCAUCUUCUGCCAGUCAUUGCAGAAGUUUCAGUGUCUCUUACAUGCGGCUUCCCUUCCUCAGUUGCCCUCCUUGUUGAUGAACCAGUUAAUGAACGUGAAGUGAUACGGACUGCAAGUCAAGCCGACCGUAGCCCAGGCCGAAUCCGUGUCACCCCAGUUACCGUGGCUAAUGGACAAACUAUUCGUAUAGCUGCAGUCGGCAUCAGUAACUCUGGGGAAGCUUUUGCAAACUCCUCUUCUCUUUGUUUAAGGUGGGAACUGAGCAGCUGUGACGGAUUGGCAUAUUGGGAUGAUACUUAUGGUUCAAUGCGGUCUGAGUCUAGUUGGGAGAGAUUCUUGGUCCUGCAGAAUGAAUCAGGAUUGUGCAUUGUCCGUGCCACUGUUACUGGUUUCUGUGAUGCCAAGGGUCGUCAUCGUUCUGCUCAAUUGCUUGAGAUUUCAGGAAAUAAUCUAACGGAUGCUGUACGUUUACAGCUUGUUUCUACUCUAAGAGUCAACCCAGAAUUCAACUUGUUAUUUUUCAAUCCUGAUGCUAAGGUUAACUUGUCCAUUAUUGGAGGAAGCUGUUUCCUGGAAGCUAUUGUUAAUGAUUCUCGAGUGGUAGAGGUCAUCGAACCCCAACCAGGUUUACAGUGCUCACAAUUGAUGCUAUCUCCAAAAGGGUUGGGAAAUGCACUUGUCACAGUCUAUGAUAUUGGGCUUGCUCCCCCACGUGCAGCUUCAACUCUGGUGCAAGUUGCUGAUGUAGACUGGAUUAAGAUUGUGUCAACAGAAGAAAUAAGUCUCAUGGAAGGUCAAUCACACUAUGUUGAUCUAAUGGCUGGGAUUGAAGAUGGAAGUACUUUUGAAUCUUCUCAGUACGGUUACAUGGACAUUCAGGUACAUAUUGAGGAUAAUAUUGUUGAGCUUGUGGACAAUGAUGAUAACUCAAGUCAUUAUGGUGGAUAUGUUAGCAUGUCGAGUUUUAAAAUUAUGGCUAAACAUCUUGGGAUCACAACCCUUUAUGUCAGUAUCAGACAGCAUUCUGGAAAUGAAAUAGUGAGUCAACCGAUAAAGGUUGAAGUCUAUGCACCCCCAAGAAUCCACCCACAUGAUAUUUUCCUGGUACCAGCUGCAUCUUAUAUGCUUACCCUGAAAGGAGGCCCAACUAUUGGUGUAUAUGUUGAGUACACUAGUAUGGAUGACAAAAUAGCAACAGUCCACAGAUCCUCUGGUCAACUGUUUGCCACUUCACCUGGGAACACUACCCUCCUUGCUACAGUUUUUGGAACUGGUGCCAUUGUAAUUUGCCAAGCAUAUGGGAGUGUUAAAGUUGGAGUUCCUUCUUCAGUGAUGUUGAACGUACAAAGUGAACAGCUUGGUGUUGGCCGUGAGAUGCCCAUAUAUCCUUUAUUUCCUGAGGGUAACUUAUUUUCUUUUUAUGAGCUCUGCAAAAAUUACAACUGGACUGUUGAAGAUCAUAAGGUUUUGACUUUCCACACGGAGGAGCAAUUAGGUGAUAAGCAUACAGUCUUGUCAGCUGCUAUAAGGGAAGUUCAAUUUUCUAGCUUCUUCGAUGAGAAAGAACUUGGUUUCAUCAAAGUCUUAUAUGGAAGAUCUGCAGGCAGGACAACAGUUGCGGCAGCUUUCUCAUGUGAUUUUGUUUCUGGUUCAUACUCACAAUCAAGGAUUUACAGUGCAAUUAUAUCAAUAUCUGUGGUGCCUGAUCUCCCUCUUGCUCUUGGAGCUUCAAUAACAUGGCUUCUUCCUCCCCAUUAUACUACAUCUAGCCUUUUGCCUUCAUCUUUGGAAACAUCUGGCCAAUGGGAUGGUCACAGUCGCAAAGGAUCUAUUACUUAUUCUGUACUGAGAACUUGUGGUGAGAAGAAUGAAGCUGCAAGCAAGGAUGAUAUUUCUGUUGAUGGGGAUAGAAUGAAAACGGCUGGGAGUAACAAUGUCGCUUGCAUUCAGGCAAAAGAUCGGUCCACCGGAAGAGUUGAGGUUGCUUCUUGUGUCAGGGUUGCUGAGGUGGCUCAAAUAAGAAUCAGAAACGAGGAGUUUCCCCUGCAUGUAACUCAUCUUGGUGUUGGUGCUGAACUUGAAAUUCCAAUAAGCUAUUAUGAUGCUUUAGGAAACCCUUUUUAUGAAGCACAUAAUGUUGUCCUCUAUCAUGCUGAAACUAAUUACAAGGAUAUUGUCUUCAUUGACAACACACUUGAUGACAGUGGGAAAAUCCAUCUCAAGGCAAUGCGACAUGGUAAAGCUCUUGUGCAAGUCUCAAUUGACAGUAGUCCACGCAAGUCAGAUUACAUUCUGAUUUCGGUUGGUGCCCAUAUAUAUCCACGGAAUCCAGUCCUGCAUUUAGGAAGUGGUCUUGGCUUCAGUGUACUAGGUUCUGACGAUAAACUUUCUGGCCGCUGGUUUAGUGCAAAUGAUAGUGUAUUAUAUGUAGACAUGCAAUCUGGAAAAGCUGAACCAGUUGGGAUAGGUUCUACCCAAGUAAUUUUUGAAUGUCCAAGUAUGAAAUUGCAAACAACAGUUACUGUUAUAUCAAGAAACAUUGUUUCUGUGGAUGCUCCAAAGGAGAUGCUAACAAAUGUUCCUUUCCCCACCAAAGGAUAUACUUUCCCUGUGACAUUCAGCAAGUUUGAAGCUCAUAAGGGAGUGUCAUAUGAUUGUAAGGUGGAUCCUCCUUUUGUUGGGUAUGCCAAGCCAUGGAUGGAUCUUGACACUGGUAACUGGUACUGCCUCUUUUUCCCUUACUCUCCAGAUCAUUUGGUACGUUCAAUUCCAAAAUCAAAGAACAUGAGCCCAUUUAUAUCUGUCUCCAUCAAUGCUUCACUGAGAGAAGAGCGCCAUGUUUCUGGAUCUGCAUCUGCACUUUUUAUUGGGGGCUUUUCUGUAUUGGAGAUGGACAAGAAUUCAUUGCAGCUAAAUCUUACGCCAGACUCUAACAUGACUAUCUUAACUAUCUUGGGGAAUACAGAUGUUCAAAUCCACUGGCAGAACCAGGAUUUGAUAAAGAUCAAUCCUAUCCAUAAAGAAGAUUUUGGGAUUGGUGGGAAUGCACAGUAUGAGGUUAAAGUAACAAGAUCCAAGAAAUUUGAGGAUAAAAUCAUAAUCACUCUUCCAGCCAAUGGUCAGAGAGUGGAAAUAGGUGUUAGCUAUGAACCUGGUAAGAGCGCAGGACUCGGUACUGGCAUAAAGGAAAUCUUUUAUUCAGGCAUAGUUGGAUUAUCUACCCUAACGGCAUUGAUUUUGGCAAUGAUGUAUUGUAAAUUUGACCGAGUAGAGCGGUCUGUUGGGUCUCAGCCAGCGACUCCUCCUGCCACUCCACAUAUGACAGCACCUCUCACGCCUGAGCGCCGAAGCAGUAUUCCUGGUUUUUCAAAUGACCAGUCGCCUCGAACACCUCAGCCUUUUGUAGAUUACGUGAGAAGAACUAUAGAUAAAACGCCUUACUAUAGGCAAGAAGCUAGGAGGAUGGCAAAAAUUUUUAUUGGAGGUUUAGCUAGGGAGACAACUUCAGCGCAAUUUAUCAAGCAUUUCGGUAAAUAUGGUGAAAUUACGGAUUCUGUGAUAAUGAAGGACCGGAAAACGGGGCAGCCUCGUGGAUUUGGGUUUGUCACUUAUGCAGAUCCCUCUGUGGUUGAUAAAGUCAUUCAAGAGGAUCAUAUUAUUAAUGGGAAACAAGUGGAAAUUAAGCGAACUAUACCAAAGGGAGCAAUUGGAUCUAAAGAUUUCAAGACUAAGAAGAUUUUUGUUGGUGGAAUUCCUGCAACAGUGAAUGAAGAUGAAUUCAAGGACUUCUUUAUGCAAUAUGGAGAGGUCCAAGAGCACCAAAUCAUGCGGGAUCAUUCCACCAAUCGUUCGCGUGGUUUCGGAUUUAUCACUUUUGAAACAGAAGAAGCAGUUGAUGAUCUCUUGGCCAAGGGCAACAAACUUGAGCUUGCUGGUUCUCAGGUGGAGAUCAAGAAGGCAGAGCCAAAGAAACCAAACCCACCACAACCCUCCUACAGACGAUACAAUAAUUCUAAGCCUGCAUAUGGUAGUGGAUUUGGGGAUGCUUAUGGUGGAUUUGGAGGUGGAGCCUUCAGUGGUGGCGGGAGUGGUGGUUAUAGGUCAGGUGGGGCAUAUGGAGUUAGAGCUGGUUCUUAUGGAGGAUACGGUGCAGGUGAAUAUGGUGGAUAUGGAGGAUAUGGUGGUGGACUGGGUGCUUAUAGGGGAGAGCCCUCCCUUGGAUACUCAGGUCGCUAUGGGGGAGGCUUUAAUAGAGGUUAUGAUCUGGCAGGUGAUUAUGGUGGCCCUGGUGAGAGUUAUGGAGGAUAUGGUGCUGGUGUUGGUGGUGAUGGUGCCGGUGGUGGCUAUGGAAGUGGGCCAAGUGGCUAUGACGUAGGCCUUGGGGGUGGUUAUGGAAGUAGUGGUGGGGGCUCCUUCUUUGGAAGCAGAGGGGGAUAUGGUGGUGCCGGGAGCAGUAGGUAUCACCCUUACGGGAGGUAGAAGGUCAUUGGACAAAGAACUUUUGGGCUAUGAAGUGUAGCGCUAUGCCUGAUCGUAUCAGUUUUUAGCAUUGAGCACCAAACUAAUCGUAUUUUUCACUUGGUGGGAAGACAAUGCUACUACUUUUAUGCUUCACGUGCCCCUCCCCCAUAUUUUAUUUGAGGAGGAUUUGUGUUUACCACUGAAAAAUCCAGUGAUCAAUUUACCCAUCCCUUUACCAGAACUUUUGAGAUGUAAGAGAUCUGAAUGUUUUUUUUCCCCCCUUGGAAUUUGAUGAACAUUGAUGUACUUUCUGGGUUCUGAAAAGAAUACCUGCAGGCAUGAAUUGCAAUUAUUUAUAUUACCAACUGAUUUUGUUA
Pistacia vera is the source of this 7561-nucleotide messenger RNA. Its product is annotated as nuclear pore complex protein GP210. Lineage: Eukaryota; Viridiplantae; Streptophyta; Magnoliopsida; Sapindales; Anacardiaceae. The record is from RefSeq and is a predicted model, not a curated record. Gene Ontology annotation, molecular function: RNA binding.